Messenger RNA from Orussus abietinus, 2019 nucleotides. It is a transcript of the gene Yeti, whose product is annotated as craniofacial development protein 1. The transcript has 3 exons. The coding region runs from base 138 to 995 and encodes 285 amino acids. Lineage: Eukaryota; Metazoa; Arthropoda; Insecta; Hymenoptera; Orussidae. The record is from RefSeq and is a predicted model, not a curated record.
CGUCGUUGCCCAAUAUGCGCGGAGUUCGUGUCAAUUCGAUCCUUGCACAUUUCUCGUGUGCGUCUGCGUUCUUUCAAGUUCCUCUGAAAAUUCGCAACGAGGUCCCAAUUUUUUAACGGCCAAUAAGUGAGUUAAAUAUGUCCAAGGAACAUGAUUUGCCUUCGGAUUCUGAUGAAGACGACGAAGACUACGUUCCUGAAAAUGCAGAGGAUGAACCAGUGUCCGAAGCUGAGUCAGAAGGAGAAGCAGAAAGCGGUCCAGAAGAUGAAAAUAACGAGAACGAAAAGGUUUCAAAUAAGAAAGGAAGGAAGAGGCGCAAGGGUGCUGUAGCAGGCAAAAACCGAAGAAGGAAAGAUGAGGUCAAAAAGACUGUAGAGGAGGACGAAGAAGAAGUAAAAAGUGACGACAAAAAGGCACUUACCGAGGAAGAAGAAAAAAAGAGAGCAGAUUCCCUCUGGGCUGAUUUUAUGAAAGAUACAGCAGUGGUACCAAAACCAAAACCCCAGAAUACAUCCAAUGGAUCAAAAGAGGAGUCUUUCCCAACAGUGAGGCCAAAGAAGGAAGAUAAGGUGAAGAUCACGAAAGUUUUCGAGUUUGCCGGAGAAGAAGUUCGAGUAGAAAAGGAAAUUCCAUUGGACUCCGCAGAGGCGCGACUUUCACUGCCUACAACGGAGAAUCCAGCAAGAAAGUCAAACCCCCUUUCUACAUCCUCGAACGGUUCUUCCCGAGGUCGUGGAGCUAAGCGAGGUAGUCUGAGUGGAAUAUCCUCGGUCCUCGGACAGCUGGGGAAAAAAGCAAAGAUCAGUACUCUGGAGAAGUCCAAGCUGGAUUGGGAUAAUUUCAAAAAGGCAGAGAACCUAGAAGAAGAGAUUAGUACUCACAACAAGGGGAAGGAUGGAUACCUAGAACGUCAGGACUUCCUCCAGAGAGCCGAUCUGCGACAGUUUGAGAUCGAGAAGCAACUAAGGAACACUAACAGACGCAGUGCUCGAUGAAUGACGAACAACCCUCUCUUACGAGUCCUCUUUCAGAAUGCAACUAAAAAUCGUGGAGUGAAGGUACGAGGUUCUUUAGUGAACUGUGCCUGCGCGAGUCAAAAACAAGAUGACGUUCUUAGGGAUCUGCAACGAAUGUCCGCAUGAUCAUCGUCACGCGACGUGAGCAAACAUCUAGAGUCCUCAUUUAUUAUUCUAGUGUGUCAAGAGUAUUCCUGUACGUAACGUUAGUACCUAGGCGAGGUAUCGCGAUUAUCUGCAGAGUUUCAAGACGAUACGGCAGACCUGUCAUGUUUUAGAUACUGGCUACGUUAACUACUCGCAGUUCCGAAUAGCUUAUCAAAGUGCAUAGUGGACUACAUGAGAUAGCUUGAAUUCUGGUUUUGUAACAAACGACGAUUAGGAAUACGUUGCACCGAUUGAGUUGUGCAAACAUACUUCUUUUAGCAGAACGUAGGGAAUUUUCUAAUUAAUUAAAUCGUCCAUUGGUUUCGCUGCCGGAGCGAUACUAGAAAUCACUGCCUCAGAGGAAACGCGAUGGAUGUAACAGUAUACGACAUAUUUAUUCAUCGCCGUUGACGCGUUUCUCUUUUAUAUAACUUUUCCGUUCGUCGCAAGAAGGAUCCUGAUCGUAGUUAAGAAUAUAUCGCCAGGAACGAGAGCGUAAAGGAGGACAACUAGAUAUAUUAAUAGUUUCCUCAGACUGUAAGGCUUACGCCGAAUCGACAUUAAGGUCUAUCUAAGGAUUGAAGAAAUAAGAAAAAAAAAAGAAAUUAAGAUUUCCAAGGUGUUUCCAACGCGGUCAGUGUGAGAGCACAUUUUUCUUAACUUUUCAAUCCUGCCAUCGCUGUCUGUACAUUUUAACGCAAAAUACUUUACCUACGAUAUACUCGGUGUGCAACUUAACAUGUAACUUAACGCGGCUCAGGUGACGAUUAGCUAGUGUAUCCUAAUUCAACGAAGUGUCGUUUACCUCUGUGAACGGUCUAGAAUAUUGCGCUAAUAAAAGUGUCGAAAAUCAUAA